AUGAUUGCUACUGCUACAAGCUCAACUGUAAAAGUAUCAAGCCAUUCCGAUAGAUUUUCAUCUUCAUCUAAUAUUAAAGGAGAAGAAAUUGAAUAUUCUCGUUAUGAUUGUGGGAAAUAUGAUAGUGGAGCUGAUUGCAUGUACAUUAAUAUUCGUCACAAACUGAGUAAUGGUUGGUCCUCACUAUUUUCGUUUGAGGAUGACUAUGUUAAAAGAGAAAAAAGAGUUAAAAUUGGACAGAAUGUCAGAAUAUUGAGGGAGAAAAUGAGAUUUCAUUCAUUGGAUGAUAAAACAUUUAUGUCAUGCCUGAUAGUUGCAAUGAAUCUUGGACCAGGUGAUAAAGAGAGACUUUUAAAAUCUGUAAAGGAGGUAAAUCAUGAUGAAUAA
Naegleria gruberi is the source of this 387-nucleotide messenger RNA. RefSeq lists its product as uncharacterized. The transcript has a single exon. Lineage: Eukaryota; Heterolobosea; Eutetramitea; Acrasida; Naegleriidae. The coding region runs from base 1 to 387 and encodes 128 amino acids. The record is from RefSeq and is a predicted model, not a curated record.